Molecule: messenger RNA, 1925 nt
Organism: Tarenaya hassleriana
Lineage: Eukaryota; Viridiplantae; Streptophyta; Magnoliopsida; Brassicales; Cleomaceae
Product: transcription factor GTE12-like
Exons: 10
Coding region: 151-1833 (560 amino acids)
Molecular function (GO): protein binding
Source: RefSeq, a predicted model, not a curated record
CCCUAAACCUCAGCGUCUUUUUGGAUCGCCUGGAUCCUCAAUUUCUUCACCCUCUCUCUUUCUCUUGCCGGCGAAUUCUCGAAGGGAUCCGAUCCCUUUAUCUCCACGAUUCACGCCCAUCGCAGUCUCACUGGUUUUUGGAGCUUGAGAAUGGUCGCUCUUAUGAAACUGAGGAUCAAGUUUGGUUCCCAAGGAGCUGAGAGAGUUUUCCCCAAGACGGAGAUUAUUAAUGGCUGCAGCUAUAAGGAGAAGAAAACUGAGCAGCCAACUGGUGAAGUCAUCUUUAGCGAUAAUGGCUCGAGAAAGCAUGGACAUGAGGAACCGGAUGAGUUUCAGACAAAUAAGAAGCAGAAGCUGGAUGGCAAUGUCUUUCGCCAAUGUUCUGUGCUGCUAAAAUCAAUGAAGGCACACCAAUUCGGAUGGGUUUUUGAUGAGCCUGUGGAUCCUGUUAAACUGAAUAUUCCUGAUUACUUUUCUGUCGUUUCGAAGCCGAUGGAUUUUAGUACGAUCGGAUGCAAGCUUGUGAAGAAUGGAUACAAUAGCAAAGAAGAAUUUGCAGCUGAUGUCAGAUUAACCUUCUCCAAUGCUAUGUUGUAUAAUCCUCGAGAGAAUAUGGUUCACAAGAUGGCAAAGGAGUUGAAUGAGUUUUUUGAGUUCAGAUGGAAAUCGCUUGUGAGGAAAUGCAAUUCAAAGGAAACUGAAGUUGAAUCUGAUUGCUCGGGACAGAGCAGAUCUGAAACCCCAGCUUUCAGUGAAAGCUCUCCCAUCUCGUCUACAGAGUCAAUGGAAGAGAAGGCCAGAAAGGUUUCCCAUUCGUCGAAGCCGGUGGAAGAGAAAGACCAAAAGGUGUCUCACUCUGUCAGGCCAACAGCCAUAGCAACAAAGCCGGGGCUUAAGAAGCUGGAUCAGGGCCACUUUGGAACAGGAUCAAUUGUGAAAUGCUCGAGUAAAGUUGCCAAUGGUUGUGGGCAACAUGAUCCUGCAAAUGGAGCCCCAAAUUUUGCUGCUGCCCAAUAUGGUUCAUCUGGCAAUACUGGUUACAAUUGCCUCAAGUUCAGUGCCCCAUCUGAGAAUUGUCCCAGUCUCGAUACCACAUUGGAGAGCCCCUGCGGAGAUAUAGGGAGUGAAAUGUCUUCGAUAACGGAUUGUCGGGCAAAAAGCACUUCAGAAUCACAGUAUAGCAAGUCAGAUCCACAAUCUGGUGAAUCAGUGAGUUCAAUGAACGAGGAAAAUGGUUGCCAGAAUUCUCAGCCUCAGAAAUCUCCAAAUGAUGUUUCAUGGGACCAAGAUACAAUUCUUGAUGUGCCCUUGUCUCCGAAGAAGGCUCUUCGUGCUGCAAUACUCAAGAGCCGAUUUGCUGACACAAUCCUGAAAGCCAAACAAAGAAAAGUUCUUGAUAACGUAAGACGUAGACGUAUUUCUGAGGAUCUUGUCGAAUCAUGCCUGCAGGGUAAAAAUGCUGAUCCAAGCAAACUAGAAAAAGAGAAAGAACGGCUCAAAAGAAUGCAACUUGAAGAGAAAGCUAGAAUGGAGGCAGAGAUCAGAGCAGCGGAGGCUGCCAUGCAAACGAGGAAGGAAACGCAGCUGAAGAUGGAGCGUGAGAGACAGCGUCUUCUUCUGCAAAAGAUGGAAGAAGCGGCCAAGGUUGAGGAAGAGAACAACCUGAGGGUGGAGAGAGAGAUGAAGAAUCUCUUCGGCUCUGGCGCGAGUAUUUCUCAUCAUCAAUUGCUCGAGAAUUUCGGUCUGGUCAUGAAAGAAGAUGAUUGUCUCGAAGACUUUGAAUCAGAAACCUCUGUUUUGGGGGUUGACUUCGAAGAGGGAGAGAUUUUUUAGGUGCAAUUGUAUCUCUACCGCACACGACGGCUGCAUAUACAACCGUUUGUCUUUGACGAAUUCCAUAAAAAUCAUGCAUGCAGCAUUUUACU